This is a messenger RNA of Glycine soja, 1087 nucleotides long. RefSeq names its product protein LIFEGUARD 4-like. The coding region runs from base 164 to 889 and encodes 241 amino acids. NCBI's taxonomy places the organism in Eukaryota, Viridiplantae, Streptophyta, Magnoliopsida, Fabales, Fabaceae. Gene Ontology annotation, cellular component: membrane. The transcript is spliced from 4 exons. The record is from RefSeq and is a predicted model, not a curated record.
GAGAAACAACCAAUUAAGCCAUUGAAUUGAAAUAACAUCUAUAUCAUAAAAAAAAAAAAAACCCAUAAUUCUUAGAUAGAUGACUAAUCGAUCUUCCUGUUCUGAUUGAUAUUAAUUUUGAUAAUUAAUUUGUGUGAGGUUCCUACUCGAUCUUCUGGUCGCCAUGGGUAAACAUGACAUUGAGGCAGGGUUACCCCAUGCACAAGGCGACGCGCUCUAUCCAUAUAUGAUAGAGUCACCUCAGCUACGUUGGGGAUUCAUACGCAAAGUUUAUGCCAUUAUUUCUUUGCAGCUGCUUUUCACAGCUGCAUUCGCAUCCUUCUUCAUCUUCUUCACACCCGCAAGGAAUUUCGCUAGGUACAAUCAAUAUCGCAUCUGGGUAUUCUUUGGAGCCGCCAUUUUCUCUAUCAUACUUUUGUUUGUGUUGAGCAAAUUUUACAAGAAACACCCGGUGAAUCUCUUUCUUCUUGGUCUCUAUACCCUCUGCAUGUCCGUUACAGUUGGAUUCGCUUGUUCUUUUGUCGAUGCAAAGAUCGUCCUAGAGGCUGCGUUUCUUACAGGUGUGGUGACUGCCAGCUUGACGAUCUACACAUUUUGGGCUGUUAAAAGAGGCAGUGAUUUCAGUUUCCUAGGCCCAUUCCUCUUUGCUUCCAUUAUGGUCAUGUUAUUAUUCGCACUCAUUCAAGUGUUUUACCCUCUAGGACCAAUCGGGCGUAUGAUGAUUGCUUGCAUUGGUGCAAUAGUAAUGUGUGGUUUCAUCGUAUAUGACACUGAUGACCUAAUCAAAAGAUACACCUACGACGACUACAUUUGGGCUGCUAUUUCCAUCUAUGGCGAUGUUAUCAGCCUCUUCAUCUAUCUGCUUACAAUUUUGAAUGAACUUUUUUAAGUUUAAGGUUUUAGCCAGGGGCAUGGAUGUGCAUGUGUCUUAACUAGGAUUGUCAUCUUCACAAUCUUUAUAUAAUAGGGCAGCACAAAGGCCUAAUCGUAAUUAUGAAACAUGCAUUAACGAUUUUAUUGUUAAGGAAUUAUUUUGUCAGUUAUAAAAGGUUGAACUUUUGUCAUUUAACAAUUCUCGAUUACCCAA